CCCAGCCCGGCGUUGGGGUUUAGCAGAGCCCGGCCCGGGAACGGGGAGGUCGGUGCUGGCGUAUCGGGAAAGCCCAUUUCGGCUCGGGAGCAGAGGAGCCGAGCCCUGUUUUUUGGAUCGAGGAAGUCCCGUUUCGGGAGCGGGCAGAGCCGCACUGGCGUGUUGGGAAGGCUCGGGAACGCCCGACGGGCCCGGAAGCGCCCAGCCCGUUUUGGGAUCGAGGAGAUCCCGUUUCGGGAGCUCGGAGAGCUAUGCCGAGGUGCGGGGAAGGGAAGACGUGAGAGGCCGGGAGAGCCGAGCUUGUGUGGAGGUCGAGGAGAUCCCGAAAUGGGUUUUGGGAACAGGGAGAGCUAUGCCGGGCUGUCGGGAAGGCUCAGCCUGGCAGCGAGGAGAGCUGAGCCUGUUUUGGGAUCUGGGAAAGCCCAGUUUAGGAUCUGGAGGAGCCGUGCUGGGAUGCAGGGAAGACCCAUCCCAGGAACACGGAGAGCUUGUCCCAUCCCAGUGGGAUCAGUUCCAAGGGCUCCCCUGAGGAGAAACCCCCUGCCCGGGGGUCUCUGUCAUGGCUGUGCCUUUCCUUAACCCCCUUCUCAAGCUCCCAGCUCACCAUCAACACGGCUAUCGUGUACAUGCACCGCUUCUACAUGGUGCAGUCCUUCACCCAGUUCCACAGGAACUCCGUGGUGCCGGCGGCGCUUUUCCUCGCAGCCAAGGUGGAGGAGCAGCCCCGGAAGCUGGAGCACGUCAUCAAGGUGGCACAUGCUUGUCUGCACCCCCAGGAGCCUCUGCUGGACACCAAGAGCGAGGGUUUGAGAUCACUAUUGACCAUCCCCACACCCACGUGGUGAAGUGCACCCAGCUCGUGCGAGCCAGCAAGGACUUGGCACAAACUUCCUAUUUCAUGGCUACGAACAGCCUGCACCUGACCACCUUCAGCCUGCAGUACACCCCGCCCGUUGUGGCCUGCGUCUGUAUCCACCUGGCCUGUAAGUGGUCCAACUGGGAGAUCCCAGUCUCCACGGACGGGAAGCACUGGUGGGAAUACGUUGAUGGCACUGUAACUCUGGAGCUCUUAGAUGAACUGACCCAUGAAUUCCUGCAGAUCCUUGAAAAAACUCCCAGUCGGCUUAAACGGAUCCGGAACUGGCGGGCCUCUCAAGCAGCCAGAAAGUCCAAGACCGACGACCACGGCGACGACGAGAACCUGUCGGAGCAGACCAUCCUCAACAUGAUCUCCAGGAAUAACAGCUCGGACAUGAACAUCGCCGGGCUCAUGAGCAUGUCCACGUCCUCCACGGCCGGCGCGGGGCCGGCGCUGCCGCCCGCCGCCGAUUCCCCCGGCGAGCCGAGCGCCGCCGACCCUUCCCAGGCGGAUCAUUGGCAUCCCCCGGCCAAGCUGGACAUCCACAGGACUAGCGAGAGCUCCUCGGCCGCCGCCGAGCACCCCCAGCAGGACGGUGCCUCCUACCCAAAGCAGGGCACCAAGAACGCGCCGUCGGCCAAGGUGUCCCUCAAGGAGUACCGGGCCAAACACGCCGAGGAGUUGGCGGCGCAGAAGCGGCAGCUGGAGAACAUGGAGGCCAACGUGCGCUCCCAGUACGCCUACGCCGCCCAGAACCUGCUGGUGCAGCAGCAGCGGGAGAGGGAAGGGCAGCAGGACAGCAACCCCUCCCCGAUCAUCCUGAAAAUCCCCAUCGCGGGCUCGGACAACCCCGAGCGCCCGCCCGGCGCCGACAAGGGCGACAAAGCCCUCAAGAUGAGGAUCCAGGCCGGGGCGGGGGCAGGCGGGGAGAGGCCCAUCCCCUCCAAGCAGGAGGAGAUCAAGAUGCGGAUCAAGGUGCCGGGGGGCCCCGGAGACAGGCACGGCUCCGCGGACGAGGGCGGGAAGAGCCGGGAGUACAAGGAGAAGCACAAGGGCCACUCGUCCAACCACCACCACCACCACCACAACCACCACUCGCACAAACACUUGCACGCCCAGCUCGGCGCCGGCCCCAGCACCGCGGCCAAACGCCCGGGGGACUCCAAGCACGGCGCCCAGCCCGGCGCCGCCGCCCCCCACAAGGGCUACGGGCCCCUCGCCCCCACCCGCAAGAGACCCCUGCCCGAGGAGCCCUCGGCCGCGCCCCACGAGCACCAGCCCAAGGCGGGCAAAGCCUCCAAAGGCCCCGCGGUGCCGUUCCCGUACUCCCACCUCCCCGGGGCCUCCCACCUGCCCGGGCACAGCUCGGAUUUAUCCCAGCCCGGCAAAGCCCAGCGGGGCGCCCACAAAUCGGACAAGGGGCCCUCGGGGGCCAACGGGCACAACGCCAGCCAGGCCAGUGACUAUCAGGACACGGUGAACAUGCUGCACUCGCUGCUGAGCGCGCAGGGCAUGCAGCCCACCCAGCCCCCCGCCUUCGAAUUCCACUCGUACGAGCUCCUGAACCCCCGGGCUUCCAGCGGCUCCCGAGCUGCCGCCAACACGGACAAGCCCCGACCGCCCCCCCUGCCCUCGGAACCGCCCCCCCCGCUGCCCCCCCUCCCCAAGUAAACCCCCCCUCCCCUUUUUACUACUGAGUCCAGAGCCCGAGCCCGAACCCGCGGGGCUUGAGAAAGGGCUUUUUGAUCUCCACUGCCUCACGAAGAACUUAUUUUAUUAUAAUAUAACUUUUAUUAUUGAUAUUUAGUUGUUAAAAAGCUGUGAAAGGAUAAGGAACCCUUUCUCUAUUCCUUCCCUUUCCCCCCAUAGGCUCCCAGUUAGUGUUGGGCUUCGCCCCCCCCUCUGGGGAACGUGGGGGGUAUUUAAAAUAUGUCACAGAAAAUUUAAGAUGUUUUACAAAUAAUUUAAGCAUUAACUUA
Chiroxiphia lanceolata (lance-tailed manakin) is the source of this 2838-nucleotide messenger RNA. RefSeq names its product cyclin T1 (gene CCNT1). Gene Ontology annotation, biological process: regulation of transcription by RNA polymerase II; positive regulation of DNA-templated transcription, elongation. Lineage: Eukaryota; Metazoa; Chordata; Aves; Passeriformes; Pipridae. Gene Ontology annotation, cellular component: cyclin/CDK positive transcription elongation factor complex; nucleus. The record is from RefSeq and is a predicted model, not a curated record. Gene Ontology annotation, molecular function: cyclin-dependent protein serine/threonine kinase activator activity. The transcript is spliced from 7 exons. The coding region runs from base 560 to 2530 and encodes 656 amino acids.